Molecule: messenger RNA, 3318 nt
Organism: Exophiala aquamarina CBS 119918
Lineage: Eukaryota; Fungi; Ascomycota; Eurotiomycetes; Chaetothyriales; Herpotrichiellaceae
Exons: 1
Coding region: 1-3318 (1105 amino acids)
Biological process (GO): protein deubiquitination
Cellular component (GO): cytoplasm
Molecular function (GO): cysteine-type deubiquitinase activity
Source: RefSeq, a predicted model, not a curated record
AUGGCGGCGUAUGCGUCUCCCUCGUCCUUCUCGAACCAGACCACUGCAGCUUCCAGUGGCAUACCUUCCGGGAGAGGAUCGUGGGGCGAUCUUCGAGUCUCAGCCCCAGAUCACAAUGAGAAGAUAUAUCCUCAUAUCAAAGACAUUGUCCGAGAGGCCACGAGCACCACCAAUUCCGAUGGCUCAUUGCCGCAAUUGCUUACUGAAGUCGAGAACUGCAUCGCAACUGCCCGAAGCUCUGUCGAGUUUGGACGCCCUGACAUGGCCUAUAAAAGUUUUGUACGAGCAUAUGAGAUAGCAGUCAACAACAUACCCAGAAAUCGGAACUAUGGCUUCACUUCUGACAACAACAGGGCUUGGGCCCAAAAAUAUAGGCUCGCGAGGCAAAAGCUCAAUGAACUCGAAGCCCAGAUGACGCAGGUUAAGGCCUCGAUUGAAGAAAACAAUACAAGAUUUAAUACUCAGCCACACGCCCAAUCGCUUUUGAGGAAGCAUGUCUAUUCGUCAGGGUUUGGUGUUCCUCCCAACUCGCCUGCUCCUCCCGAAGACCAACCAACCUCGUCAGGAGGAAAUGGGCCUUCACAUCAAGAUGUACCCUCCAACUCCUCCGCAUUGCCAUCAGCUUUGAGGAUCGACCGAGCACGCCCGACUAGCAAACCCAAACCAGAUUCGCUGCAAGGUCGUCCCCUCACAGAUAACUCUAAUGAUCUCAGUCAGCGGUUCGCCCGGCUUCGCGGUGUAGGAAAUCGUCCCGAUGAAACUGGUAUUUUGUCCAUGCCCAAGCCGAGCGACUUCAAAACCGGGGCAAACCUAGGUCCGAGGCCACAAUCGUACACCCCUCAGACUUACACUGAUCUGAAUGGUCCAUCCUCUCGACUAGGUGGACCACGGGAUAUGCCUAGACCAGUAAAUAGCCCUCCACCACCUCCGAAGGUGCCGCUGAUUACUUCUAUGGCCAUGCCAAAACCACCGAGUCCUACCUAUAGCCCAAUUACAACAACACCUGUUGGAUUUCAUUCAGGUCAUAGUCGCGGGGCUUCUGAAGGUAAUCGUCCGCCAAACGAGAGGAAGCAGACUUACUACAACCAGUCUCAUAAUUCUUCGUCCUCCUCCUUACACAUGCAGAAACCACGUGAUGAUAUUCUCCUGCCGUAUCGGCCUACCACUCCCAAUGGCGUCAACUCUGUAAUAAUAUCGAAGAGCAGCUCCAGCGAAAUCCCCCACAAAACGACUUUAGAUGCACCCACCUUGUACGAAUAUAUGAGGAAGUACAAUGUCCUACUUGUUGACGUGCGAGAUCGAAUACAGUUCGAUGAGGGUCACAUUAUGGCAAGCUCGAUAAUUUGCAUCGAGCCCAUUUCGUUAAAGGAGGGUGUCUCUGCAGAAGAGCUUGAAGAGCGACUCGUUCUCGCGCCUGAUGUAGAACAAACCUUGUUCUCCCGCCGAAAUGAAUUCGACGUGGUUGUUUAUUACGAUCAGUCUACCAACGAUAACUCCUACCUUAGAGGUCCACCGAUCAUGACAAAAGCUCCAGCCCUCAGAGCUCUCUAUGACACUCUUUACGAAUUCAAUGACACCAAGCCACUGAAAGACGGCCGGCCCCCAGCUCUGCUUGUUGGUGGACUCGAUGCAUGGAUUGACUAUAUCGGUAUUCAUGCGCUAGCACAAUCGAGGACAGCUGCGACAUUGGGCACGACCCAGCACCGGCGAGCUGUCGGUAGUGGAAGACCACUUGCUCGGCAGAGACUUGUCAGUGCAAAUACUCGAUAUGACGUCCGUAAUAGGAGGUUGCGAGAUCACAAGUUUCUUGACGAGAGUGAGCAGGAAGCCUGGCGUAGACAGGCCAUGCAAGAGGAGGUCACCCCGACAGAGAAGGCGGAGACUGGUAGCGACGAGGAAUACUCAGUGGUAGAGGAGGAAACGGUUCCUCCUUCUCCUUUCGUGCCUGACUAUGAGACCUUUUUACGUCGUUUCCCUUCCAUCCAGCAACAACAGUCCAUGACUAUGCCAGCUCGUAGACCACUUCCUGCUCAUCCAGCUGCAUAUUUCCCUCCUUCAGUUCCUCCAGCACCAGCUGUCCCUGCACGUCCACCACCCGCAAUCCCACGGCCAAGUUACUCAGGUCAAGCAGAUAUCCAUGCUUCUCAGCCUGCACUUGCUCGCGUUACUUCAGCAUCUCGGCCUCCACUUUACUCUUCUUCAACAGCCAUGCGCAAUAAGAAGCUGCCGCGGACUGGGUUGACCAACUUUGGCGUCACUUGCUACAUGAAUUCGACGCUUCAGUGUCUGUCUGCGACUACGCCGCUAUCACAGUUCUUCAAUGAUCGCGCGUAUGAGUCCUAUGUGCAACAAAAUUGGAAAGGUAGUAACGGUAUUAUGCCGAAGAUAUAUGCAAAUGUUGUGCAAUCAGUUUGGAACGAUGACGUCGAUGUGAUCAAACCAUCGACAUUUCGCAACUUCUGUGGCCGGAUGAAUCGUGAGUGGGUCAUCGAUCGCCAGCAGGAUGCCAAAGAGUUCUUUGACUUUUUGGUCGAUUGUUUGCACGAAGAUUUGAACGUCCAUUGGGAAAGGAACCCUCUCCGUCCAUUGACAACGGCGGAGGAGAUGCAGAGGGAACGGAUGGAAAUCGCUCGAGCCAGCCCGAUUGAGUGGAAACGGUAUGAACAUCGAGAUUACAGUUAUAUGUCCUCCCUAUUUGCUGGCCAGCAUGCUUCACGGCUCCGUUGCCUCACCUGCAAACAAACUUCGACAACAUAUGAAGCGUUCUACAGUAUCAGCAUUGAAAUUCCUCGAACCGGCACUGGACAUAUUUACGAUUGUCUCAAUUCAUACUGCCGUGAGGAGAAAUUGUCCGAGCAGUGGCGGUGCCCUUAUUGUAAAUGUGAGCGCGAAGCCACUAAACAGAUCAUCUUGACUCGUCUCCCCCAAUUCCUGGUCAUUCAUUUCAAGCGCUUUGCAGCCUCGAAGCACGAGAAGGCAAAGAAGAUUCAUACGCCAAUCGAAUUCCCUCUGUAUGGUUUGAACAUGGAUGAUUUUGUCAUUCCUCGACCUCCGGCGGUCCCGGACCAAGAUGGCAGUAUUGAUCUCGCCACUACUCCCCCUUACAGCUACGACGCCUACGGUGUUUUGAGACACUUGGGCAAUAGUGGUGACAGCGGCCAUUAUAUCAGUAUCGUAAAGGAUCAAGGGAGAGGCAGCUGGCGCAAGUUCGAUGACGAAAGACAUGUCGACCUAGAUCCAAACAAGUUAAGUCCUCGUGACCGUCUGCAAAACUCGGAGGCAUAUAUUGUGUUUUAUCAAAGGUCACAAGCGAGAUGA